This is a messenger RNA of Acanthoscelides obtectus, 438 nucleotides long. Lineage: Eukaryota; Metazoa; Arthropoda; Insecta; Coleoptera; Chrysomelidae. The record is from the annotation of a GenBank genome assembly.
AUGUAUAGAGCAGUAACACAAAGAGGUUUGUUUAUGUUACACAGUAGGUUGUCGGAUAUAUCUUGGGAUUUCAUUACUGUUGAUAGUACCAGUGGUGAACAAAAGUUUAGCCACUUCAUGGAUAUUCUUCAAGAAGCCUAUACAUACUCGUUUCCAAAGAAAACUUAUGUGGUAAGAUCCGACCAGGGCAAUAAUAUUUCCUGGUUUAAUACCGAACUAAGGGCAAUGAGGGAACAUUUGAGGUUUUUGAGAGAGCUGAAAGGGCAGUAUGGUUUUGUGAGUGACCAGUAUUAUAAAAACUACAAAAAUCUAUAUAGAAAUAAAAUAAGAAAAGCUAAGAUAUAUGCUAAUGACAACCUUGUAAAGAGCUCAAGUAAUCCUGCUAAAACCGUGUCGGAUAUCAUUAACAAAAAAAGAGAUAAAUGCCUUCAACUUUAA